Molecule: messenger RNA, 5093 nt
Organism: Malus domestica (apple)
Lineage: Eukaryota; Viridiplantae; Streptophyta; Magnoliopsida; Rosales; Rosaceae
Source: RefSeq, a predicted model, not a curated record
UCUAAUAACUGGCAUUUGAUUUUUUUAAAAUGUUUUACGCAUAGAGAGAGAGAUGAAUUAUGUACUAUGAGUAUCAGAUUUCGUUCCCUAGACUUUGGUUGUUUGAGGUUAUGAUUGUUUAAGUUUGAACGUUGAUGAAUUUAGAUUGUGUUUUCAGUUAUAUAGUACUAGUACACUAAAUGUAUAAAGGUCUGAUCGGUUACAAAUGAAACAACUUUUUAUUCCCAAUUGCUUUCUUUAUCAUUUUUCCUUAAUGGGUUAUCGAUUCCUGGCUUUUGAACUGUUUUUUUGGCUAUGGGUGCUUCAUGGGGGUACAAAUUGCCUCAUCAGUGCUGCCAAUUGUGGCUAUUUAGAGGAUAGUCUUUUACAGAUAUUGGGUUGCUUGAACAUUUUUCUUUACUCAAUGUUUAAUAUAGCUACUUAAUUAGGUUACAUGUAUAAUAUAUCAUUUUAUCAUACUCACUGUGCAGACAAUUUAUUAAUCGAAAUAGUGAUGCUAUAAAUUAAGACACACAAAACUAACACAUUUAUUGACAAACUCUAUGAUACAGAUUAGUCCAAUAUGCAAUUGGAAAGCUCACAUCUAUUAAUAUGUCAUCAAAUAUCUUAAUAUUGUGUGUCUAAAUAGUUUUAUUGAAAAGGAAUCUGGACGUUAUUUGAACUGCCCAUUGUUAUAAAACAUUUGUAUACGUAAGUUUAUAAUUAUCAAAAGAUUGGCACUGUUCAAGUGCUCAUUGUUCAAAAGAUAGAGGUUCUAUGAAAGCUAGAUUUAUAAACUUACAUCCAUAGUUAUCACAAAGAAGCACGUAUGCCUGAUUUUUUGUUAACUACGUUUUCUAAUCUUUGGGGUUUAACUAAUUAAACUGGCAUGCCUGUAGGUGGACAUUGCUUUGUUUAUAGUCUAUUUUGGGGUUUUAAUCACACACAUACAUAUAUAACUAGUUAAACUCUGUUUGUCAAUAAUUUUACUCACUUAAUUAGCUAAGAAUUGGUUUACAUUUGGAUAAUAUAUAUGAAUUUGAAUUUGUGUUGGUAUAGCAGGGGACCUUUAUAUAUGCAAAUGGUUGUUGGGUCGGAAGGUCUGCUCUCAAAGAAGAACAAAUCAAGAAUAGAGUGAAACUGUGCUUCUCGUUGAUCUUCUAUCGUUUUACUUGUUCAUUCAGUUACUGUUUGCAGUACCCGAUUUACAGCAACUGUUUUUUCCGAUGGCAUUGACUUGGAGCACCCAAAGAGCCUCUUCAUCUUUUCUUUCGAAUGAUUUAGCUCCUGGAUGGAAGUAUGAUGUGUUUUUGAGUUUCACGGGUGUAGACACCCGCAGGGGUUUUGUGUCUCAUUUAUACCAUGAAUUGUGCAAGUGCCAAGGAAUUACGACUUUCUAUGACGAUCGAGAGCUUGAAAGAGGAACAAGUAUUUCUCCAGAGCUCCUAGGUGCAAUCAAAGCAUCGCAUACAGCAAUCGUUGUUCUCUCUCCAAAAUAUGCUCAUUCCAAAUGGUGCUUGGACGAACUCACAAACAUUGUUCAAUGCAUGGAAGCGAGGAAAUCAAUUAUGCCGGUCUUUUACGAGACAAAUCCAUCUGACAUAGGCAAUCAGAGGGCGUCCUUUGCCGAAGCCUUCACUGAGCAUGAAGAAAAGUUCAUUAGUACCGAAGACAAAAAGAAGGUGACCCAGUGGAGAGCAGAUUUGAAAAAAGUAUCCAAAAUUUCUGGGUGGCAUUCGAAGAAUUUUAAGUCUGAAAGACAGCUAAUUGAUGACAUUGUCAAAUGCGUGCAGAGGAAAGUGCAAGCUACAUGCACGCUAUUAGAUUCCUCACAGAAGUUAGUCGGAACUGAUUCUGCGCUCGAGCAACUAAGUUUGCUGUUAGCUCAUGACGCAAAUGAUGUUCGGUUUAUUGGGAUAACUGGGAUGGGUGGCGUAGGCAAGACUACUCUUGCUAAGCUAGUUUAUGAUAAAAUCUUCCAUCAUUUUGAAGUUCAUUGCUUUCUUGAAAACGUUAGAGUUGUUUCUGUAACAGAUCGUACUCUAGUUCGUCUUCAAAAACAACCUCUUUUCCCAAUCUUGAAAGAAAAUAUUGAAAACGUUAGUGACCAACAAUGGGGGAUCAUUUACACGAAGAAAUGCUUAUGCAACAAAAAGGUUCUUCUUGUACUUGAUGAUGUGGAUCAAGUAAACCAGCUACAAGUACUAGCUGGAAAGAAAGAUUGGUUUGGCAUGGGAAGUAGAAUUAUUGUUACAACUAGAAAUGAACGUCUGCUGGUCGAGCAUGAUGUAUCAUUGUGUCAUAAUGUCGAGGUGUUAAAUGAUGCCGAAGCACUUGAGCUGUUUAGCCUGCACGCCUUUAGAAAAGACCAACCUGAGGAAGAUUUUUUGGAACUGUCUAAGCAUUUCCUAGAUUAUGCUAAAGGCCUUCCAUUAGUUCUUAAAACCUUGGGGUCGUCUUUGUAUAAGAGAGGUCAAGAUGCAUGGAAUAGUGUACGAGAUAAUCUAAGGAAAAUUCUUAAUCCAACAGUUUUUGAUUCACUCAAAGUUAGUUAUGAUGGACUAGAAAAGACGGAGAAGAGAAUUUUUCUCGAUGUUGCAUGUCUCCACAAAGGGAAGCCCACGACGGAAGUAUUGCGGCUACUAGACAAUUCAUUUGGAAUUUCUAGUAGUAGUAUGAUAGAUGUACUAAUUGAGAGAUCUCUCGUAUACAAUGGUUCCAGGAACACGAUAGAGAUGCAUGAUUUGAUACAAGAAAUGGCAUGGACAAUUGUUCGUGAAGAGUCUGAAGAGCCUGGUCUGCGCAGUAGGUUGUGGCUUUCCAAUGACAUUUUUCAUAUACUUACGACCAAUACGGGGUCAAGAGCAAUUGAAGCUAUAUCUUUACGCCCGCCCCAAGUAGAAGAGGUACGCCAAUGGAAUUGCGAAGCCUUCUCUAAGAUGCAUGGCCUGAGGUUUUUGGAAUUCAAUAAUUUGAUCUUUUCUUCAGGCCCCAAAUUUCUUCCAUGUUCCUUGAGAAUUAUAAAUUGGAGUUUCUAUCCUUCCAAGUUUCUUCCAACCAGCUUUCACCUGUACUUGCUUACUGAACUUAAGAUGUGUAAUAGCAAACUUCUUCGGCUUUGGGAGGGAAAAGUGGACUUGCCCAACUUGAAAUAUAUUGAUCUUGCCUUCUCCAAUCAAUUGAUUAAUACCCCAGAUUUUAGUGGUUUUCCAAAUCUUGAGACGUUGCAUCUUUUGGGAUGUAAGAAUUUAGUCGAGAUCCACGGGUCUAUUGCAUUCCUUAAAAAACUUAAAGUUCUGAACCUUAAUAGCUGUGAAAGCAUUAAAAGCCUCCCAAGUAAGCUUGAAAUGGAUUCUCUUGAGACUUUCAAUCUUGAUGGCUGCUCAAAUGUGAAAAAGAUUCCAGAAUUUGGGGAGCAGAUGAAGAAUUUGUCCCUGAUUUCCUUAAAAGGGACUGCGAUCAAGAAAAUACCUUCAUCAAUUGGACAUCUGGUGGGCCUUGAAGAGUUGUGUCUACGUAACUGCAAGAAACUCUUGAACCUUCCAAGGGAUAUUUGUAAUUUGAAGUCUCUUAGAAAACUCCGAAUGCAAGGAUGCUCAAAGAUUGACAAACUCCCAGGAGACAUGGAUCACUUAGAGUUUCUUAACUUGGGAGCCACUAUGAAAGAGCCGCUUGUGGGUAUGAAAAAUCUCAGAUAUCUAAUAUUUGAGGGAUCGGAAGCUAAAGCAAGGGAGGGGUGGGGCAUUCACCGCUUAUUACGACUCGGAAAGAGUCAUCUUGAUCCUCCUUGUUGGGGUUUGGUGUUGUCUUCUCUAAAUCGUCUUUGCUCUUUGAGAAAGUUGAUUCUACAAGAUUGUGAACUCUGUGAAGGAGAUAUCCCCGAUGAUAUUGGCUGCUUGUCCUUUUUGGAAAGAUUGGAUCUUAGUGGAAAUAAUUUCGUCAGUCUACCUGAAAGCAUUAGAUGCCUUUCUAAGCUCAACUAUCUUUAUCUGUACAGGUGCAAAAGACUUCAAGAAUUGCCACCUCUUCCAUCAAAUAGCGAAUUAUCUGUGAAUGUAGACAAUUGUACAUCCUUAAAAAGGUUGAGAGAUGCAUCCAAGUUGAGCAGCAGAUUCACCAAUUUGUAUGACUUUGACUUCACUUGCAAGAAUUGCAUUGCAUUGGUUCAAGAUGAAGGCUGGAUUAAUACAAUACUCUCAAGGAUUCCAAGAUUUGCCACUUAUCGUGCGUUACCGAAUCCAUAUACCUUUAUGCGCCCUGUAUGGCCUGGAAGUGAAAUUCCAGAGUGGUUCAGUAAUCAGAGUGUGGGAAAUUCAGUAAAUGUGAAGCUUCCACCACCAUCAUGUACCGACUGGUUGGGAAUUGCCUUUUGUCUUGUUUUUCAAGAUCCUAACCAAAACUUUCCCAAUGCACUUGACCUUUCUCAGGAUGGUUAUUUUAUUAUUAAGUUUUUAGCGGAUAACCUUUUGGGUUUUGAAAUAGGGUCACUUCUGUCAGAACAUCUUUGGGUAUUUUAUUGGACUCGUGAAAAUUGUCAUCAGGAACAAUUUUUAUUCAAAACUUCCAUUGAAAAUAUCGAAGUGCCAAAACAAUGCGCAAACUUCAAUAGUGUGAAGAAGUGUGGGGCUCGUUUGGUGUACAAGCAAGAUUUGGAAGAGCUAAACCAAACAUUGAAAAUCCUAAAACGAACACAUGAAUAUAGCGACGAGGAAACUUCAAGUGGACUUGUAAGUGCUAGCUUCAACGACACAGAACAAAUCCACAAAAGACAUUGUUACUAGUUACUAUCUUAUAAUAAAUGCAGUUCCCUGUAAAGUCAGUUGCAUCAUGAACUUGGGAAGAAUUGGCAAAGCUGGAGUUGAAGUAGGACAAAUACUAUCCGAGCGCUGUGGAGUUGGCCUCAAUGUUUCUUCCUGGUACAAGAAUGAACCACGAGGUUCAUUUUCUGAAAACAUCGGGGAGUUGAAUUUAAAUUUUAUAGAACUACAGAAUUGACGUGUUUCAGUCUGUUUUUGUAACUAAUGGAAAAACACUGUUGUCUUGAUCUGCAGUCAUAUAUUGUUGUACAAAUAACAAAAUUCGAAAGGAAUAUUUGGAUGAAACACGAAACUUAA